AUUAAAACAUUUAAAAAAAUUUAAAGAUGGCCGUUUAAAAAUAAUUUGUAUUGAAUUGGAAAAAUUAGAAAAUAAUCUACAUGUUGUUGAUAAUUGCGGAACUCUUGGAUGUAUGAUAAAAUCUGCGUAUGAUAAAAAUUACUUACAAUUGACUCCGCCAGAAGUAUCAUCUUGUACUGAAAGGCAUCAUUACACAAGGACUAUUAAUAGUGGAUUAUGUAUUAUUAUAAAUCAGGAACAUUUUCAAAAAGAGUAUGAAAAACGAUGCGGAACAAAGGCAGAUUGUAUUACUCUAUCUAAAACAUUUAAAGCUUUUGGAUUCAAAGUUGAGGUACUUCAAGAUCUGAAAAAAAGCGAAAUGUUAGAGAAAAUAAGAAACAUUUCAAAAGACCAUGGUAAAAAGUAUGAUUGUUUGUUUCUCUGUAUUUUGAGUCAUGGAUAUGAAGAUUAAAUCACCAUUUACGGUCCGAGCUUGGAUCUUGGUAGCCUAAUUAUUGUAUAUAUAUUUGUGUAUUACACAUAUCUUUUCCAAACAUUAGUAAAUUGUCAAGAUCUAAGCUCGGACCAUAAAUGACAAUUUAAUUUAAUUUAAUUUGAUUGUCAUAACGGUCGUAUAUUUCUUGUAUUAUUGUUGAUUUACAUCGCCUGAAAAAGGCGUUCAAAACUGUUAUUAACCGAUUAUUGCGAUAAAUAUUAAUUACCACAUGCCUUAGUGGUUGAAUUGGUAUGACAUCCUUCUCAGAAUGAGGAAGGUUCCAGGUCCGAAUAUUAUCUGACUGAGGUAAUAUUUUUAGCAAUAAUUUCUUUACAGUUAUUUAAAUAGUUAAAUCAAAUCGAUUUAAUUACGGGGAAAGUUGGGAUUUUACUCCAACGGGAAUUGUGUUAUAAGUCCGACAAAUCUAGUCGGCGCGUAAUUUACUAAUGUUUGGAAAAGAUAUAUGUAAUUGUGGUGUAUUAAGGUAACCAAAUAAAUGAUGCUUUGUGCAGUGU
Messenger RNA from Temnothorax curvispinosus, 990 nucleotides. RefSeq names its product caspase-3-like. Lineage: Eukaryota; Metazoa; Arthropoda; Insecta; Hymenoptera; Formicidae. The record is from RefSeq and is a predicted model, not a curated record. The transcript has 3 exons. Gene Ontology annotation, cellular component: cytoplasm. The coding region runs from base 113 to 451 and encodes 112 amino acids. Gene Ontology annotation, biological process: proteolysis; execution phase of apoptosis; apoptotic process.